Molecule: messenger RNA, 3177 nt
Organism: Paramisgurnus dabryanus
Lineage: Eukaryota; Metazoa; Chordata; Actinopteri; Cypriniformes; Cobitidae
Source: RefSeq, a predicted model, not a curated record
AUCCGUAGUUACCGUAAACUAGACGUGUACUUUGCUGUAUUGUUGACAUGUAGUUUCAUCAGAUUAGGGGAAAUGCGAGUGUUUUCAACUUUACACCAGACUCAACGAUAACAAGCGCCUGUCAUCCGUCUAACUUUAACCGUUACUAAUGUUUUCAAAUCAUAAUGUCUUCGGAUUUGAUGUUAGACUUUGUGAAUCCGUCGAUGAUGAAUAAGGAAGCGGAGGACAUUUCCAUCGACCAGGAUGGAGAAUGGGAUAUCAGUUUAUUUGAUGAACUGGAAGAGCUUGGUGAUGCUGAUGAGUUCCUGAAGGCGCUAGUGGACAGUGUCAGCUAUGACGCAACUACCUCUGACCUAAACUUUGACAUUGAGCAUCCAGCAUGGAACUCAAAUGGGUGGAGAGACAAUGGCAGCCCUCGAUCUGAUGGUGAUGUAACAAUGGACUCACUUUCACCAAACCACACACUCAGUUCAGUUUCCUCUCCAGCUUCGGUGGAACCGCACUCCCCAUACUCUACACAUGAUGAAGUGCUUUCUCCACUGUCCUGGAAUUCACAACCCUCCCCGCUGUCUGUGUGCUCUGACUCCAGUGGUUUUGCUGAGACCCCUGUUGAUAAGCAACCUAAGAGGACCAAUCAGGCGGCGAAAGCAAAGCCUGCCCAGGCAGCUAAGAGACCCAUCCAGAGGAACCCCAAGAUUUCCAUUCAGCCUAAACCGCUCAUCACGGCGCUGCCCAUCUCCCCAGCUCCCCUUCAGGCUAAGACCAUCAUCAUCCAACCUCUCCAGACAACAGUUCUGCCUGUAGUGAAGCAGCAACCUGUCACUAUUCAGCCAGCGCCCCCUACAGGUCGACCGAUGUUGCUGACCCAGCCUACUCAGGUGGUACAGCUUCAGACUCCUCAGGCAUUAACAACACGUGUCGUCACCGUACCAACACUGCCUCAGGACAGACCCGCCCCUGUUGUUGCCCCGGUAACAGCAUCUCCUGUGGUUGCCGUCACAGUCCAGAAUUCCAGCUUUGAAGAUGAUUCGAGUGCGUUUCGGAGGCAGCAGCGUAUGAUAAAGAACCGAGAGUCUGCGUCUAUAUCUCGAAAAAAGAAGAAAGAUUACCUGCUGACGCUGGAGGCCCGUCUGAAGUUGGCAUUGUCAGAAAACGAAAAGCUAAAAAAUGAAAACGGCACAUUGAAAAAUCAACUAGUGGGGUUGAUGAAUGAGAACUGUGCACUGAAAGCAACAGCCCCCAAACGAAGAGCCGUGUGUCUUAUGGUGGUCCUGGUCUUUUUGAUGUUUAACCUGGGUACAAUCAGUCUGCUCGGUGGAAACCAAGGGUCCACUUAUCCCGCAGCCCCUGCAUCCAGUGGCCGACACCUGCUGGGUUUCUCAGAAAGAAACGCAGAAUCAAACAUGCCUGAGACCGAUCCCGCUAAUAUUGUUAACAGGUUGGAGGACGUGACAUCAGAGCAGAAGGCUUUGAUGGUGGUAAAGAGGGAACCUCUGUAUUUCCGAGCUCCGAACCCUUGCCAGCCACCCGUCAACAGGACCAAGUGCAUGAAGCUAGCACAUGAACUGAGGGGCUGGGUACAUCGCCAUGAGGUUGAGCGCACCAAAACCCGUCGUAUGAGCAACACCCAGAACAAGGGCAGAACCAUCCCGAAAACCGCAGAUAAACAGGUAUCUCCGAUAGUGACUCAGGUCCAGUACACAGAUACUUCCGACAAGAUUCCUAGCCGUGAGUUGCAGGUGUACUACGCACCCCACCGCACCUACAAUGACUUCUUUGAUGAGCUCAACAGGAGGGGGGACACAUUUUACGUGAUCUCUUUCCGCCGGGAUCACCUCCUUCUUCCUGCCACCAACCACAAUAAAGGAAGCCGACCCAAGAUGUCUCUUGUCCUGCCUGCUAUGAAAUAUAAUGAAAGUGUCAUAAAAGACAAAGAGUUUGAGGUGAUGAUGCAGAUCGACUGUGAGGUCAUGGACACCAGAAUCCUGCACAUCAAGUCGUCCAGUAUUCCACCCAUCUUGCGUGUCAAUCAAACGGACACAGACUCUAUCUAUCACCCGACCCCUAGCAACAGCCAACCCGCGACGCCUGUCGGUGUUCUCAUGGGAUCUUCUUAAUCCAAGCAAUUCACUGGCAGCAAAUAAAUUGACGUUGUGAAUUACCUUGUUGUUUCGCCUUGUCUGCCUCCAUCUGUUGCCUGAGAUCUUUUUUUUUUGUUACGUGUGUGAUGCAUAAUGCAUCAACUAUUCAUUUCGAAAUAAAAGUCAGUUUUAUUUCAGGGUUGUCUCAUUCAACAGGAAUAUUUUCCAACAGUGCCGAUCAAAGUGGCAUCUGGAUUUAUUAUUGAUUUAAUUGUAACAAAGUACAGGUAGUGUCUAACCACUUUUAAUAUGCCUCGACUGACUUGGUUCAGAUGCAUAUUUCGUUUAUUUCUUUGUCAUUGUGGUAGCUGUCAAGUAAAUUGUCUUUGAUUUUGUUUGCACUGCUUGAAACUGAAGUGAAUAUUUAUGAAGUUAUUAUAUGUACCAAGCUUGUUUGGUACACAUUUAAAUCUCAUGUUUAAUUUUACCAUCCUCUAAGAAUUUUCCAGCGAGCUUUUGUUUUAUAGAUGUGGCUAUUGUUGCUAGAUUAUUUACCCUUUUAUAUUAGCGAAUUCAGCCAUUUCGUGUAAUCGAAAAGCAAUUUUGUCAUUCAGGACACUGGUAUAUUUAUAUUUCCAAAGAGGAGUGUACAAAAUAAUAUAUUUUAAGGUGUUUAGAUUAUAAUUCUGACUUGCGCCUGGUCUCUGGGAUAAAUAAUUUUAAGCUACAGUAAUUCUGAUAUAGGAAAUAGCAUUUUAGGGGGGAAAAUGUGUAAACAAUAGUCUGUUUAUUUGGAUAAAUAUACAUGCGUAAUGUUUUUUCUAUGUGGCAUUACUGCAGUUUAAUGAGACCGAGCACUUGAGUAAUCUUAAUUUUGUCUUAUUUUCCCUUAUUCGCUGUAUUCAUAAUUUGUGAUUGAACAGUUGAAAUGUUUAUUUUUUAUUUCAUAACGUCCUCUUUUCUCAAAGAAUUUUUUUUUUACAUUUAUUGUAUUUAAUUUCUGCAGUUUUGCAAAAAUGUGUUAGUUACACACAUUGACAGAAAUGAAAGCAAUUUUGUAACGACACAAAGAAAUAAACACUGGACAAAUACUACA